This is a messenger RNA of Hypomesus transpacificus, 875 nucleotides long. RefSeq names its product peptidyl-prolyl cis-trans isomerase B-like. The coding region runs from base 50 to 667 and encodes 205 amino acids. The record is from RefSeq and is a predicted model, not a curated record. Gene Ontology annotation, biological process: protein peptidyl-prolyl isomerization; protein folding. Gene Ontology annotation, molecular function: peptidyl-prolyl cis-trans isomerase activity. The transcript is spliced from 5 exons. NCBI's taxonomy places the organism in Eukaryota, Metazoa, Chordata, Actinopteri, Osmeriformes, Osmeridae. Gene Ontology annotation, cellular component: intracellular membrane-bounded organelle.
GCCACCACGGCUACAUUUUCACUGGUUGGUUCCUAUCUACGAGAAGAGGAUGAAGUUUCUAGUGGCUGUCACAGUUUUUGUGGGAUCGGUGUUUAUUUUGCUGUUUCCCAGCAGUUCAAACGCUGAAGAGAAUGUUGAAGUAACGGCAAAGGUUUAUUUUGACAUCCAAAUUGGAAAUGAAAAUGUUGGACGAAUUGUUAUCGGUUUGUUUGGGAACAUUGUUCCCAAAACGACUCAGAACUUCAUUGCCUUGUCGACCGGAGAGAGAGGAUUUGGCUACAAGGGCAGCAAGUUCCACAGAGUCAUUAAGAACUUCAUGCUUCAGGGAGGAGAUUUCACCCGUGGAGAUGGCACUGGAGGCAGGAGUAUCUACGGAGGGCGGUUCCCUGAUGAGAACUUCAGGCUGAGGCAUUAUGGCCCUGGCUGGCUUAGUAUGGCUAAUUCUGGUCCAGAUACCCAAGGCUCUCAGUUCUUCAUCACCACCGUUCCGACACCGUGGCUGGAUGGGAAACACGUGGUCUUUGGCAAGGUUCUGGAGGGCAUGGACGUGGUCAAGAAGAUCGAGAACACAAGUAAAGACAGCCGGGAUAAGCCUCUUCAAGACGUCACCAUCCGCAACUCAGGCACUAUAGCAGUGGGAAGGCCAUUUGUCAUCGCCAAACAGUAGUAGUCCCAGUGAGGGUACUGGGAAAACAGGACUAAGGGGGGUUGGAAACAAAUUGGACCUUGUUUAUCUCUGUCUUUUUCUUUGUGAGCCCUCUGGUCCAGAAGGACAGCCUCCUGUUUGAAGGUGGCCCUCUGGCGUCAUGGCAGUGCCAGAGCAUACCACCAGAUGGGGCACUGGGACCAUUUGCAUUAAAGCAUUCCAUAAUGUC